Molecule: messenger RNA, 3023 nt
Organism: Platichthys flesus (European flounder)
Lineage: Eukaryota; Metazoa; Chordata; Actinopteri; Pleuronectiformes; Pleuronectidae
Exons: 2
Coding region: 1052-1753 (233 amino acids)
Molecular function (GO): methyltransferase activity; 2-oxoglutarate-dependent dioxygenase activity
Source: RefSeq, a predicted model, not a curated record
UACAAAUACUUCGUUACUGUACUUAAGUAUAUUUUUCACAUAUCUGCACUUUUUUUUUUUAAAUCAAAAUCUGUUUAUUGAUGGAUUUUCAAUAUAUAUAUAUAAGUGCAAUGCUGAAUGGACAUUACGAAGAGGUAAACAUGAGUGCAACAAUCAACACCAAUGUGUCCAGACAGACAUGAAUUGGGCAAUAUAACUUCAGGAAAAGAAAACACAAGGUAACAACAGAAAAAGAGAAACAGAAAAAAAAACAAAUGCAACGUUAUACAGAAAAGAAAGAUACAUUUUCCACUUGAUUGCUUAAGCGAGUAUCUAACCUUCUCCAAUUUUAAGCACGACAGGAUUUCUUCUAGCCAUUGUGCGUGAGUGGGGGAGGAGGCAUCCCUCCAUCUGAGCAGGAUCAGUCGCCUAGCUAGCAGGGAGACAAAGGAUAUAGUACGUCGUUUUUCUAUUGACAACUCGAUCUCCGCCUCCAUGAGCCCAAAAAGAGCAAUCAACGGGCUUGGUUCCAAUCUGAGGCCUAACACCCGAGAGAGUGUAUGGAAAAUUUCUCUCCAGUAGUUGGUACGGCUCGAACAGGACCAGUACAUGUGGAUGAGUGAAGCUUCAGCAAAACCACAUUUGAUACAAUGUGGGCUAAUAUCAGGGUACAUAGAUGAUAGUUUUGCUUUGGAGAUAAGAGCCCUGUGCACCACUUUGAACUGAAUUAAACUGUGACGUGCACAGAGGGAGGUCGAGUUAACCAGUUUAAGUAUGGAAGUCCAAGUGUCCUCUGAUAGAGAGAGACCCAAGUCUUCCUCCCAUGCUGUUCUAAGCCGACCUGUGGAGGCACGCCCAAGAUCCAAAAACAUGCUAUACAGAGCUGAAAUUAACUUUCUUUUAAGUGGAUUUACAGAAAGGACUCUAUCAACAGUGGUCAAGUCUGUUGAUAUUAAAGAGCCAGGUAAGUGAGAAACAACAAAAUGCCUUGCUUGAAGAUAUUUGAAAAAAUUUGACUUGGGAAGACUGAAUUUUUCACUUCAGCUGCUCAAAAGAUGCCAGGCUGUUGCCUAUGAACAGGUCUUUAAAGCGCAUGAUACCCCUCCAGAGCCCUCGUCAACGGAGCACAAAUCACAUGGUGAAGUUUGCGGACGACACAACUCAGGUGGGUCUCAUCACCAAGAACGAUGAGACCCACUACAGGAAGGAGAUCAACCUCUUGACCACCUGGUGCAGAGACCACAACCUCCUGCUGAAUGUCAGCAAGACAAAGGAGAUGGUGGUCGACUUCAGGAAAAGCCUCACUGAGCACCCCCCACUCACCAUCGAUGGUGCUGCUGUGGAGCGAGUGAGCAGCACCAAAUUCCUGGGGGUACACAUCAGCGAGGACCUCUCCUGGGCCACCAACUCUGCAUCACUGGUGAAGAAAGCCCAGCGACGCCUCUACUUCCUCCGCAAACUCAAGAAAGCGAGAGCUCCCAUACCCAUCCUGAAAACAUUCUACCAGGGCACCAUUGAAAGCAUCCUGUCCAGCUGCAUCACUGUGUGGGGCAGUAGCUGCACUGCACACAGCAGGAAGAGACUGCAACGCAUAUUCAACACAGCUGGUAAGAUCAUUGGUGCCCCACUCCCUUCCGUGCAAGACACUUACACCACCCGCCUCACCCGGAAAGCCACCUCGAUCGUGAGUGACACCAGCCACCCCGCACACGGUCUGUUCAGCCUCCUACCCUCUGGAAAAAGGUACGGGAGCCUCCGUUGCCGCACCACCUGACUCGGAAAUAGUUUCAUACACCAAGCUGUCAGGAAGCUAAAUUCUCUCCCCUCACUCCCCCCAGCCAUAUCCUCUAGUCCAGGGGUAGGCAACCUUUACUAUCGAAAGAGCCAUUUCGCCCCCUCUUCCCCCAAAUUAAAUCUGUCUGGAGCCGCACAACAUAUUUGAUAACACAGGUUAUAAAGUUAUAUAUAUAUAUAUAUAGUUAUACAAUAUAUAUAACAACUAUAGUUUGUUGCAUUUAUUAAAUAAUAGAACGACAAUAAAAAAAACUGUUGACAUUUAACUGCUAUUUUUACCUGUUACAAAAUCACCAAACUCUUUGGAGAACAGAAUACAUGUGUGGGCCUACUUUGGAAUAAAUUAAACACAGAACUCAGCUUUUUUUGCUCAGCUCCAGCUUGGUACUUUUCAGCAGAUGCUGUGUGCUUGCUCUGGAAAUAUCUUACAACAUUACGUUUCUUAUUGUUUGCUAAUUCCUCGCCACAUAUCAAACAUACAUAUAGUAAGACAGCAUUGGUGGCAGUGAAAGCAAAGUAAUCUGUCCACGAAGAAUUAAACUCUAUUUUCCUCCCAGACUUUUCUUUGCUGGGAUUUAGCCAUGAUUAGUUUACCGAGGCCGGGGGUCGGAACUAUAGAUUAGCGACCUGCAGGGAAGAGCGCCGGGAUGUAAUAGGAUGUGACGCAUAUUUUAGAUGCUGAAAUAUUAAAACAAAACAUGAGAGCAAGUCAGACUGGAGGCCGACACAGAAACUGCAGAUCGGUACAAACCACCUGCAGCUUCUGCUCUGAUCAAGAAGCUUAGGCGCUGAUCACUGAUCAGCUGAGACCAGAGAAACUCGUUGUUUUCCACUGUUGAGAAGCAGUCGGUCAGUCACUCUCAAUGGAGCAGCCGGUCAGUCACUCUCAAUGUGUCUCUCUGAGCGAGUGAGCGGGGGCUCAGGUUGCCGACCGCUGCUCUAGUCUGACUGGAGGCUUAAAUCCCCCCCAAAAAACUAAAAACACUCAGGACUCUGCAACAAACUGUCUCUUGUACUUCUUGUACUGUUUGCACUUUAUCACUUAAAUCACUACGUUUACACUUUUAAAGAACCUUCUGCUGCUGUACUUAAAAAAUUCUGUAUGUUUACUUAGUAUUAGGAAAUGUCUUGUGUCUUCUGUUGUGCCUGUGCACUUUAUAUGUCUCACUGUGGGAGAGUGGGAAACGUAUCGAUUCCUUGUAUGUUCUGAACAUGUUAAGAAAUUGACAAUAAAGCUACUUUAACUUUAA